AAUGUCCACACAGGCUCACGGAUAUAAUUCAACAAUUUCAAAAACAAUUACCAAGUCUUCAAAAGCAUCUCGUUUAUGAUGAACAUUCGGGAUUUACCGGAGUCAUUACGGAAGCAAUUAUGGGAUUCAUACACACACACAUAUAUAUAUACAUAUAUUUAUAGCGAUUACAAGGAUAACAUUUUGACAAGAACAGCAUUGAUAAAUUGCGUAUGUCUUAUAAAAUAAUUGUGAAAUCUAGUAGUGUGGAAUCAUCGAAUUUCUACAUUUCUUUGAUUUCUGUAAAGCAUUACUUUGCUCUCUUUCUCUGUCUUGCAAAAUAAGUUUUAUAUAGAAAUACAAAUAAGUGAGUGUGAACAAAGGAGUGUGAUUGUAGAACAAAAAUGGGUAAUUUAGUUAGCCAAGCAGAAGAAGCAGUGAACAGUGAACAAACAAAUUCAUUUAAUGGAUCUGAUUUUAUAGGAGAAAACUCUAAUAAUGUAAAUGAAGGGAUUUUUCCAAAAGAUAAGUCUGCAAAUAUAGAUACUAUUGUACCAUCAAAAUUUCUUACAAAACAUGAUUUUAUUACAACAUGGUUCUCUUGGAAGAAUGAAUUUCUUGCUUAUAUAAAAGAUAUUGAUAAAACAGAGGCCAAUAAACAAAUGUGGGGUAUCAUGCUUUUAAAUCGUAUGGGCCCUGUUGGUCAAGAAAUUUAUAGAACAUUUUCUUUUUAUGAUAAAAGUUCAGAAGAAGAUAUAAAUGUACUGAUAAAAAAAUUUGAUAUCUACUGUAUAUAUGGAGAUAAAAAAAAAGAUGAGGAGGAUAUCGAUAAAUAUAUAAAUGACUUGAAACUCACUGCUAUUGCACAUAAUUAUGCUGAUCCCACAAGUAUCAUGAAAGAGAAAAUUAUAGACGAGAUCAGUACUCAGUGUUAUACAGGAAAAGCUGCACUUUUCAUAGAACAUAAAGGGAAAAAUUUUAUACCAUUUUUACAAUCAUUAGAUCUCAAUAAUAUUAUUCUGUUUUGGAAACAAUGUGAAGAUUUAAUGGUACAAGGAAAUAACGAGAAAAUACUGAAACAGAAUUCUGUCCAUGUAACAUCAAUUAUAAUAGAAUGUAAUCGAUGUGGUACAACACAUAAUCCAAAUCGAUGUCCAGCUUGGGGUGUGCAGUGCACCAAAUGUAAACAGUUUAAUCAUUUGAUGGAGUAUUGCAAAAUUAAAUACGUGAAUGAUUGUACUAAAUGCGGAACGAGUCAUAUUCAGUCGCGUUGUCCGGCAUUUGGUGAGCUGUGUACAAACUGCGGCAAGAGCAACCAUUUUUCAUGGAAAUGCCGGAUUCCCUUCAUAAAAAAUUGCUUGAGAUGUGGCAAAGAUCAUAUUGCAUCCGCGUGUCCUGCACAGGGACAGAUAUGUCGUCGAUGUAACAAACCAAAUCAUUUGGAAGAACUAUGUGCAAGCAAAUUGGAUGAUAGUACAGAGCAGUAGAAGUGUGAUAAUUCAUUUUCUUAUUAAUAUUAAAUUUGUAUAAAAAUUUAUAUAAAAAAAUGCAAUACUAUAUAUUUUUACUAUAUAAAAUUUUUACUAUUUUUUAGUUUUUGAAUAUAGAUAUUAAUAUUGUACAGUUAUUGUAUCUAAUAAUAUCAAAACUUGAUUUGGAACAUAAGUAAUAAUAUUAUAUAUAGAUAAAUAAGGAUAAAAAUAAAUAAUAAUAUUAUCAAGA
Cataglyphis hispanica is the source of this 1701-nucleotide messenger RNA. RefSeq lists its product as uncharacterized. Lineage: Eukaryota; Metazoa; Arthropoda; Insecta; Hymenoptera; Formicidae. The transcript is spliced from 3 exons. Gene Ontology annotation, molecular function: zinc ion binding; nucleic acid binding. The coding region runs from base 384 to 1466 and encodes 360 amino acids. The record is from RefSeq and is a predicted model, not a curated record.